Molecule: messenger RNA, 4692 nt
Organism: Monopterus albus (swamp eel)
Lineage: Eukaryota; Metazoa; Chordata; Actinopteri; Synbranchiformes; Synbranchidae
Gene: ankdd1a
Product: ankyrin repeat and death domain containing 1A
Exons: 14
Coding region: 927-2354 (475 amino acids)
Biological process (GO): signal transduction
Molecular function (GO): protein binding
Source: RefSeq, a predicted model, not a curated record
AAAUUGGUAGCUGUAAACACUAAUGAAAACAGAAAAGUACAUAUGUCGGUUUGGUUCCUACCUUUGUGCUAAAUAUAUAAGGAGUAGUUAACAUUUAUAAUCAUCAGACAACGUGGCACAUGUUGGUUUUGGUUCCUAUGUGGUUCCUAAACAUAUUUAUGCGUGUGGGAAUGGGUAAAUGUCAGGAAAUCACUUAUAAUACGUCGUAGAAAUGUGUUUUAUAAAGUUCAGUCCAUUCACUUUUAUUGUAUCACGGUGCAGAACGCCACUUCCAAUAUGGCGCCUACGUUGACGUGUCGUAGCAGCGGACCAACCCGCUCAACGCGGCGUCUAUGUAUAUUAUGUCUAUGCUCUUGACUAUGGCAGCAAGCAACCGAAAACUACAAUACUCGGAAACCGGAAGUCAUUGGACUACAGUCGCGCGCAGAGCCUGUUAUUAACUGCAGUAGUGACUUUGUUUAUUUUAUUUUGAAGCCCAUGACCCAUUUUAUUUCCUGUUUUAUUGCGUGUGCUUGACGGCUAAGUUAUAACAAUUCGGAAUUGCACCCAGCCCCUCUUUAUUAGCUGGAAAAUGAUGGAAUCGAGGCUUUUUGAGAAAAUGCUUCCGUUUUCAAGUAUUUGACACAGCAUUUACACGGACGAAAUAACACAGAGAGCCAAAACGGAGAUUAGUAAGAACACACGUGGUCUUAAUAAUUUUGUAAAACAUUUAUUUUAACAGACCACAGUGGCAGAACGCUGAUAUGAAUGCAAUGAGACUUCAUUUGGGAUGGUCACGUGAUUUUCGGCGUGGCGAAACUCUUCUGCAUUUAAAGGUCGGUACAGUGUCGAGUCGUGUGUUUCGUGCGUAACAUUACUAGAAAUUACACCAUAUCACUACGAUGACAGAGGUGACCAAAGUAUAUCGCCUUUAAAACACCGCAAAGAUGGAGAACAACCUGUUGUCGGAGGAUGAUGCCUUGUUGCCGUCAGAAAAGGAAUUCCAUGAUGCUGCCAAGAGGAAUGACACAGGGACAAUGCAGGAACUGAUCAAGAAGGGUGUGGACAUUAAGGCCAAAAAUAAGGUAGAGCGGAAAGCACUGCACUGGGCAGCCGGAGCUGGAAACGAACAGGCUCUCCAUCUCCUGCUGGAACAUGACACUGACCUUGAUGAGAGGGACUCUUUUGGCAUGAAUGCUCUGCUUCUUGCAUCCUGGUUCGGUCACCGAAAGGUCCUGCAGAUCCUGGUGUCCUGUGGUGCAAACUUCAACUGUGAAAAUGAAGAUGGUCUGACUAUGCUGCACUGCGCCGCUCAGCGAGGCCACAUCAAAGUAUUGGAGUUUGUCAUGGAGGAACUGGAAGACAUCUGUCUAGACAGCGUUGACAAGUCAGGAAAGACUGCUCUUCACCUGGCUGCUGAACAUGGGCACCUUGGAGUGGUGGAGUUUCUGAUUGGAAUGGGUUGCACACAUGGAUUGAAGGACAAGGAUGGUCUCACAGCACUGCACCUGGCAGCUGAUGGAGGUCACUAUGAAUGUGUCAGACUGCUGCUGGAGUCCGGCUGUAAUGUCAAUGCACGCACGAAUAAGAAUAUGAAUGCUCUCCAUUAUGUGGCCCGGCGUGGCUUUGGCAGAGAGGCCAGCUUACUUCUGGAAGCAGGAGUCAACAUCAAUGCUGUUGACAAUCAACACAAAACGCCACUCAAUACUGCUGCGUUCAACAAUCACACUGAGGUUGUACGGCUGCUUAUAGAUGCUGACUGUGACCUGGACAUCGCUGACAGUAGACAGCAGACUGCUUUGCACAUAGCAGCAGAGCAUGGCUGGCAAGAGCUGGCUGAGAUGAUGCUAGUUGCUGGUGUUAACCUCAGUGUGACUGACAAGCAGGGGAAAACAUGUCUGGAGGUGGCAGCCAGAGGAAACCAUGUCAUCCUGGUCGACAUGAUCAUCAAAGCUGACCGUUUCAAUAGAUGGGAGAAGGAACACAUGGGCAGUGAGCAGGACUCCUGGGUGGGGAGGCAUCUGAGCUUCAAGCAGGACCACCAGCCAGAGACGCGGCACCUCCGCUUGGUCCUGUGGAACCUGGCCACCAAACACCUCUGCCGCGGGGAAUGGAGGAGUCUGGCACAACACUGGGACUUUGGCGAUGCACACAUACGAGCUAUAGAACAACAGUGGACAGGUAUGAAGAGCUUCAAAGAGCAUGGUCACCGCAUGCUGUUAAUCUGGCUUCAUGGAGUCCUGGUGGCACGGGAGAACCCGAUCAAAGGUCUCUAUGAGGGGCUGGUGGAGAUCUCACGUGCAGACUUGGCUGAGUGCAUCCGGCAGAAGGCCAACGCAGAGACGAGCUCUCCCAAACUGUGCUCUGCGAUGUGAUCGACACUGACCAACUGAAAGCAACAUGACAAAUCCAAGGUUUCUCUUCACAUCAGAAGAAAACUUUGUAUUGUCUGUGGAAUGACCUGAUUACAUAUUCACACUGAAGCUGCUGUGGUUAGUCUGAAUUUGGCUCACAGAGCACAUAUUCUGUUUUCUGGAUUUGGUACAGAUGAUGUUGUAAACCCGUAAAAUACCUGAAAAUGUAAAAGAGCAGUUUGUGAAUGUAUGCAGUGAAUGCCAGCUGUUCAUACUGUACUGUCUCUUUGUAUACAAAGGGCUCUCAAGACAACAUCUCAGCGUAUUAUGACUAUUGAUCAUUGUGUGCCCCCUGCCAUGCCUGGAGUAAUGUAAAUGACGGUAGGUGAGCAUUAGUGAUAUGAACGUGAUGCGAGCAGCAACAGGGAGCCAGUGGAGUGACAUGAGCGGUCUUGUCACAUGGGGAAAGAGGUUUCCAGGCUCUGUACACAGCCCUCAGACACAUGGCACCGGACCUUUCUGAUGUUACAUCAUGUAACAAGUGCUUCAUAUUGAUUCAGUAUUUUCGUGAAGCACUGGGGCUUUUCUGCUAAUUCACCUUUUUCAUGGCAGAUGGUUUGAGUUGUCUUAGCAAGAAAAGCACAGGUGGAACACAUUUUUCAUCAGUGAUUUUGUCCAGUAAGGCUUAACAGUGAACCAGCAUGCAAAACAGCAGGAGCCUCCAGCUAUCACACUGAACUGAAAUGUAGUUUGUCUUAAACGAUUUCUCUUUUGUGGCAUUCUCUCCUCUGCCUCGGAAAGACGCUCUGAGGGGGACAGGUGAGGCUGGUGUAGUGCCAGCUGGCAGAGAUGAGGAGCAACAUGUUUUUGUUCAUUCCAGUAUGGACAGGGAGCUUAUAACUGUAGGAGGUUUGUUUCAGUGAGGUUAUUUGUGCUCUCUCUGCUUUAGUCCACUGUGGGAAAAUAGUAAUAAAAUAACUGACUUAACUGCCUCGGUGGCCCUUUACUGACUAAAGAAACAAAACGUUUGAAGCCUGGGUUCAGCAUGAUAGCUAUGGCCACUCGUAGUCGAGGCUGGUGAAAUCUGCAGCAGCUGGACUGACGCGUCUGUGCUGGUUUCCUGCUUCACAUUGGAUCGCAUGUUUGUAACAUUUUCAUGAUUGAAAGCAGCCUCACACUAAAGAUCUAAAAGCUGCAUAAAGUGCUGCAGUCAUGUCUAUUGCUCAAUGGGUUUGACCCUCUCAUGCUAUAGGAAGUCUUUUAAUUCAGUGUUCACAUGAAAAGUUGUGUCAUAGGCAUUCACAAUAAAAAAAAAAAUCAUGGCAGCUGAUUCAGCUUGAUAAAUCUAUACUGGUUAGGCUGUUAGGAAAAACCUGUGUUUAUUCUCUCUUUAUAGUUUCCUUUUAUUGUCGCGUGUAUUUCACCUGCUGCUGGCCUUUGCUGCAUGGUUGAAAAGAUUAAUUUCUCGUUCCCUUCUACAGUGAGUGAAUGUUUAAAGGAGGACCAGAACCAUUUCAGUCACUUUACUUUGAUGAGCUCAGAUGAAAUUAAGAGCAAUAUAGACAGAUGAACAUAUAUGAAACAUAAACUGCAGGUGGCACUCAGUGGCUAAAACAACUGUUGUAUGCUUCAUACUUUAUGUGGCAACUCCAACUCAGACUGUGUGGUUCCAUGGUAAGUUACAAAACAACUUCAAUGGACAGAAAGUCAAGAGGUUAUGUCUAAAAUUCUCCUGUCCCUGAUGUGGAGGUGUAAGCCUCAUGCUACAUUUCCUGGGAUAGAGACCCAUGCAACAGUCAGACAUCCUGUGAUGCAAUUGUGAAGAUUCUUCUGAUGUAUCAAUCAGUGUAAAUAAACCAAAAUAAAAUAAUUUAAGAAGUGAUUGAGAUGGUGAGUUAAAAAUAGCCAGCUAUAGUGCUGUGUUUCUGAGUUUCACUUACUGCAGCUGUGUUGUGAUUAAUUUGAGAACCGGUUCAAAUUUGAAAGAACUGGGAGGAUGAAGCCAAAUUCAUACAUAUCUUGAUCAUUUUACUCUGAUUCGUGAGCCUGCAGUGACUUUUAGACCUCUGCAUGGUCAGGGCUGAAGUCUUCUGCCCUGGGCUUGUUGGGUGGUACCUGGCUUAAAACGCAGGGAUACUAUGGCCUACCUCCAACCUAUGGAGCCCAAAAGUGAUUAUGAAAUAAAAUAUUUAUUUAUGUAUUAUUGAUGCACUUUUUGGUUCCAUAAUAAACACUGGAACAUUAAGAAUGCAUUCAAGUUGAACUCGGAAGUGUAAAUUUUCCAGUCGGAAAUUUGAUUUGAUUUGAUUUAUUCUUUCAAGCAUGUAAAAACAGUUGAUAUGACAACACACAUAAUUUU